AUGACCCUCGUGGCCCAACACAGUGCCCUACGCAGUCAGCCGGCCGAAGCGCUCAACCUGCCAUUCAUAGCAAUACGGCUUUCACAACCAGCCUCAACCCCAACAAUCACCGCUGCAAAGCAAUCGAAUACGGUUACUGUCAAGAUAUCUCCCAGAAGUUCAGUCAUUGAUCUCACUAAAGACCAAAAGGCCAGGGGUUCUGAGAAGGAAGAUGUGUUCAAAACUAAGAUUCAAGACGUUUUCCCCGACAUUUGCGAGGAAUAUAUCAAGAAGCUGUACGCCAAAUAUGAUAUCAAUAAUCGCACCGGGCAAUCGUUCCUCGUGGCAAUUCAGGACGCGCUUGAUGAGAUUCUUGCAAAGUCACCCUACCCUAAACAGGUCUCGAAGAAGCGGAAGCGAGAUGAAGAUCUUGACCAGAACGACAUGCAGAGAAUUCGAGAAGACAAGAUCUUCUACUUUCCAGUUGCCUACAAAUUACUCGUUAAAUCUUAUCCGUCUGUGCCUUCUACGACAGUAAAAGAUCUGCUGACACGAUACAAAACCUUUCUCAAAGCGUACAUCGCUCUUCAUUUCUUGGGGCGUCCAGCAUCAGAUGCAAGUGAAUACUGGAGACGCUUACACAGCGCCAAAGACAAGCAUCCAGCACUCUUCGCUGCAGUGUUGGAUCACGAGCUGCAGGAAGCGAAGAGAUUGAUCUCUGAGAAAGAAGGUGUACUCAAGAAAAAGAAAGAAGACGCGAUCGAGAAGCUUGUUGAGGAAGAGCACCGACUAGCCGGAACUUUGGUUGAAUGUCAGUGUUGUUUUGCCGAAGUGCUUCCAGACCGUACCGUGCCGUGUGACGGAGACGAGAUUCAUUUGUUUUGCAACUCCUGUAUCAAGCAGAAAGCCGAGGUUCAGGUUGGCUCGAUGCAGUACGAAUUGAAAUGCUUUGAUACUAGUGGAUGUCAAGCCCACUUCAGUAGCAAAUUGAUCAGGAAAGUAAUUGGUGACAAGCUGAUGAAGCGGUUGGAGGACUUGCAACAACAAGACGAAAUUGCAAAGGCGAGCAUCGAUGGCCUUGAAGAGUGUCCAUUCUGUGAUUUCAAAGCAAUCUGUCCUCCGGUUGAACAAAACAAAGAAUUUACUUGCCUGAACUCGGACUGCGAGAAAGUCAGCUGCCGCCUUUGCAAGGAAGAGACCCAUAUUCCGCAAACUUGCGAGGAAGCGAAAAAGGAACGUGGUCUUGAAGUACGCCACACCGUCGAGGAAGCAAUGACUGCAGCUUUGAUCCGCAAAUGUCCCAAGUGUGGCUUAGCGAUAGUCAAAGAAGACGGUUGUAACAAGCUGAAAUGCCGAUGCGGUGCUCUCAUCUGCGACGUAUGCAAAAAGGACAUCUCGAAGGAUGGACGACGGAUGAAUGAAGUCAUGCAGGCUGAACAGGCUGCCAUGGCGGAGGUACUGGCUCAGGGGGGGAAGAUUGACCCUGAGAUGCUGCGUGUUACAUCAAAGGAUGAGGCGAGUGUUGGAGAGCAAGCUCCGGCUCAACACGUGCCGGUCAAUGGGAACCGGCGGCGAGCUCAGAUGCCUCAGAUGCCUCAGAUUCAAAUGCCCCAGCUGCCUCAAAUUCAUAUUCCCCGGUUGCCACAGAUGCCUCGAAUUCCACAUAUGAGUCAGUUUCAAUUGCUAAAUGCAGCCCAGGCACAUCAGGCACAUCGCAUACCUCAGGUGGCCGCACCUAUAGUCCCUCGAGAGAUCCCAUCGAACGCCUUUCCUCAGAUGCCCAGACUUGCUACACUGAAUCCAUUGCCUCAAUUGACCCAAUUCCCUCGUAUGCCUGAGGUAUCCAUGCCAAGGAACAUCAAUCCCCAGGCACAAAGACGCCCAAUACAGACUACGACACCUGUUACACAAACAGCUCAACCCACAGGAGCAAUCACACAACCACGGCCAUCUAAUACCUCUGCCAUACUACGGACUACAACGCCUGCAAUGUCCACGGCUCGACUUUCAUCAACCGCUAUACAACAACAGACUGCCUCUACCGCAUCACGAAUUACGACACCUGCGAUAUCCACGGCUAGACGUCCAGUGACGACACCACAACGAACACUCACUGCCCCUGCUGCAUCAAUGUAUACACAGAUGCGGCAGCAGCAGUUGUACAGACAAGUACCGCAGCCACAGAUAAUACCACCGCCGCUACAACGCACCAAUUCCAUGCCAAUUCCGCAGUCUCGUCAGMAACCGCGUCAGCAGCCGCCCCAAUUCCGUCAACAACAACAGCCGCAACCACAGCCGCAACCACAGCCGCAGCUUAUUCAGAAUCAUCAACAUCAUCACUUCCUCCGACGACGAAGCGGUAACAACUAG
Messenger RNA from Talaromyces amestolkiae, 2349 nucleotides. RefSeq lists its product as uncharacterized. The transcript is spliced from 5 exons. The record is from RefSeq and is a predicted model, not a curated record. Bases 1 to 2349 code for a protein of 782 amino acids. NCBI's taxonomy places the organism in Eukaryota, Fungi, Ascomycota, Eurotiomycetes, Eurotiales, Trichocomaceae.